CCCGAGCUCUGUAGAUCAGGGAAUAGAGCAUGAAUAACGGUACUCCACAAUAUUUACUGAAAUGUUUCAUCGCCACACCAACGACGGACAUCCAUGGCGCAUAUAAAUAAAUCAUAAAAGCAGCCAAUACUGGCCUUUCCGUCUAUAGCUAGGGACGAGCACUUCAGCACUGCGAGCUAUUAAUUAUUCACUCUUAAGAUGGCCUGGAUCUGGAAGAAGAAGUCAGUCAUAGUGACCAGUCUGAUUGUGGCGGUGUCUCUGUUUUUGUUGGUGAUUAAUUACUCAGAGAAACCCUACUUCCUGCUGCAGCCUGUAUUCGGCCAGAGCUUCAGUAGAAACUGGAUGUUCUCUCGCCCGCCACACAAAGCCUUCAAACCCCACCGCGGCUACCUCAGUGUCCCCAACCAGGAGCCGUUGAAGCUGCAUUGCGAGGUUUGCAGUAUAGUGUCCAGCUCUGGCCAGAUGCUGGGGCGUGAGGCAGGAGCCGAAAUCGACCAGUCCUCCUGCAUCUGGAGAAUGAACAACGCACCCACCCGUGGCUUUGAGAGGGACGUGGGCCGCAGGACAGACCUGAGAGUGGUGUCUCACACUAGUGUUCCUCUGCUAAUUCAAAAACCCCAGCACUUCUUUGGCCAGGGGAAUGAGACAGUCUAUGUGGUGUGGGGACCCUUGCGCAACAUGAGGCAGGAUGGCAAGGGCAUUGUGUACAAUAUGUUGCGGCAAGCGGUGGAAAACUACCCACAUGCACGCAUCUACGUCACCACAGAGGACCGCAUGAAUUACUGCGACACUGUUUUCAAGAAGGAAACGGGCAAAGACAGGAUUCAGUCGGGGUCGUAUCUCAGCACCGGUUGGUUCACACUCAUUCUGGCCAUGGACAUGUGCAAGGAGAUCCGAGUCUACGGCAUGAUCAAUGACACGUACUGCAAAUCAGAAGGCUACAGGAAGGUGCCGUACCACUACUAUGAAGCAGGAAGUCGUGACGAAUGUGCCGAAUACCUCUUGCACGAGAGCGCCCCUUAUGGUGGCCACCGGUUCAUCACAGAGAAGGCUGUUUUUGCAAAGUGGGCUAAGACACACCCCAUCAAGUUUUUCAGCCCGGAGUGGCAGCUGUCAUGACCAAGACUCCCAUUCGUUCAGAAUAUCCCUUGAUACAACAGCUCUGUUGGCUCGUCCCUCCUGCAUUGUAAAGUAAUACUCACAAAACAUGCCAUUCAAUGGCUAAACGAAUCAUUCCAAAUGCGAUUUCAAAUGGCAGUUGUCAAGAGUGAAGUUAGUAUCCCAUCGUGACCAUGAGGAGAGGUUUCUAAUGAAACUCGUGUUGAUCCUGGUGUGAUCAAAUAGUGGAUUUUGCAUGUUCUCAUUUUAUUCACAUCUGGAUAAUCAAGUAGUGUAUGUUUUCCAGAGGCACACAUAUUGCAGAAAAGAUCUACAAAGAACGUCACAUCCUUGCUUUAGCUUUCAUUACCUUAAAGGGGCUCACUUUAGGGCUGGCCGAUAUACCAAAUUAUUUAU
This is a messenger RNA of Sinocyclocheilus anshuiensis, 1515 nucleotides long. It is a transcript of the gene st6galnac3, whose product is annotated as ST6 (alpha-N-acetyl-neuraminyl-2,3-beta-galactosyl-1,3)-N-acetylgalactosaminide alpha-2,6-sialyltransferase 3. NCBI's taxonomy places the organism in Eukaryota, Metazoa, Chordata, Actinopteri, Cypriniformes, Cyprinidae. Gene Ontology annotation, biological process: ganglioside biosynthetic process; oligosaccharide metabolic process. The transcript is spliced from 5 exons. Gene Ontology annotation, molecular function: alpha-N-acetylgalactosaminide alpha-2,6-sialyltransferase activity. The coding region runs from base 199 to 1119 and encodes 306 amino acids. The record is from RefSeq and is a predicted model, not a curated record.